UUCGCUCAGUUUUGGCAGCAUCGUCAUGCCAAGAUAACAGCAACGAACCAUUAGGUAACGUGAGAAUGGUGUUGGUGAGUGGAUGGGGCUAUGGAAACUCUUGGUAGUGUGCUCAAAUACUCUAAAUGUGCUGUGUGGUUAUGUGAUGUUGCUCAGAAAGGCGUCCAAGACUGUGUAAACUAAGAGUUAUGAAGAUGCAGUAGCCUGAGACCAGUGACCAGGAACAUGACGAGGGUUCGGGAAUGGGGGCUGCAGGAUCGGCCGCUGAACACGGUCCACUUUGAGUCGCCGUCGCACACGACCACUCUGUUGUGUGGGCUCAACGCUCUGCGAACCAAGGGCCUGUUGCUGGAUGUUACUCUGGUUGCGGAUGGAGAGGCCUUUCAGGCACACCGUGUCGUUCUUGCAUCGUGCAGCGAUUAUUUCCGCGCGAUGUUCACGGACGCGAUGCGCGAGUCUCGUCAGAGUGAGAUUUGCCUCAAUGGAGUUACAGCCGCGGGCAUCAGACUCUUGCUGGACUAUGCCUACACAUCGAGGCUUGCCUUAAACCUAGCGAACAUCCAGGAUGUCUUAUCGGCUGCAAACCACGUCCAGGUGGUAGCCGUUGUUGAAGCCUGCUCCAGUUAUCUGCAGGCGCAGCUAGACUUGGAGAACUGCAUCGACAUAGCGACAAUUGCGGAAACAUAUUCCCUGUCUCAACUUCGACAGCGUGUGUACCGGUUCAUGAGCGGCCACCUUCGCGAGUUCUCCCGUUCUCCUGACUUCCAUCGCCUGGCACCCCAGCAGCUGGAAUAUCUGCUAGGCUGCGACUUCCCUGUGGAUUGUCCGGAGGGAGAGGUACUGCAGAUAGUCGUCAGGUGGCUGCUCAGUAACUCGCACGCUUUCACCGCAGGGCAGCGGCUCUCAUGCCCGCAGAGGCUACUUCGCCGUGUGCACUUCUCUGAGAUCGCGCCAUGGGACCUGGAAGCCGUGCAGCAGCAGACUUUGCUUGGACAGACUUACCAGGAUCAACACUUGUUCCAUCUGGUCCUCUCGGAGGCUUGUCGUCAGAGAAGAAUUCGCUGCGCUCUGCCAGAAGAUAGCGGCGUGGUUCCGGCGUCAAAGACGUCGCCUCUCGUCAACUCCAGGGGAAUGGAACUUGCUGUCAUCAAGGUGGGAGGUUUUGGCAUUGGAGGAAUCACCAAUGAGAUCACUUAUUUUCUGCCAAGCGUUGGGAAGUGGCGACAUCUGACGUCAAUACCGCACGUCGAGCAGUGCAAUUUUGGGACGGCAGUGCUUGAUAACGAUCUGUAUGUGGUGGGCGGUUGCUUCAACCAAUCUCUGCAGGAGAACAUCCAUCCUUUUGGUUUCCGGUACAGCCCACGCUACAACAAAUGGACCACUAUGGCACCCAUGCAGCGUGAAAGAUGUCGCUUCUCGCUGAAUGUCGUGUCAGGACGUCUGUAUGCCAUCGGUGGCGCCAGCGAGAUGGACGACGUGGAGCCAGAGAACGAAGGCGAAGUCAGCGCGUGCGAGUGCUACACGCCGGAGACUGACGGCUGGGAGAGCGUGCAGCCACUGCCGGGGUAUCGGACCCAACAUGCUGGUGCUACUUGGGGUCACUGCUUGUUUGUGUCAGGAGGGCUCGACAGGGACCUUGUUUUGGGUACGAUGUGCUGCUACAAUGCAGGGACAGACACGUGGGACCACAGAGCCCCUAUGUUGACCCCACGCGCAGAUCACGUCAUGCUCGUCGUGGGCGAUCGGUUGUAUGUCUGUGGAGGGUGGUUCGAGGAUGCGGACACUGGAAACAGAAUCCUCGUCGACACUAUUGACGUCUAUGAUGUCACAGCAGAUCGUUGGCAGAUUGUGACACGCGUCCCGACGCCAAGAUACCAUGCAGGAAUUGUGGGGGUAGACACCAAGAUAUAUUUCAUUGGUGGAUUCCAUAGUGAUGCCAUGUUUGAUCGUGCCACAGCUGUCAUUGAGUGUUAUGACCUUGAAACAGAUACUUGGACGACAGGGGAGAAGUACCCUCAAGACAUUUGGGAACAUACGUGUGUUACGUUGUACAUCCCACGGUGUCGUGAUGAUAUGGAGGUGAUGGCUGCGACACAAGGUCAGACGUAGCAGUGUGAGAAUUACGGCGAAAAAUGUGUGUUCUGUGGUUCUGCCUCUGCACGAAUGGAAGCAGUGGAUGUCAUUUGCAGUGAAUGUGCCUGGAACAGGUUGAUCACUUACUGCACAAGUUCACUCUCAGGUGGCAUUACUUGCGGAGCUUCACCUUUUUUUUUUGUGAAAGCUUUUUUAAUCAGAAAAAAACACGGUAACUAAGCAUCGCGCAGGGAGAAGUUCUUUUAUUGCCUUAAGCCAAUGAAAAAGAACAUUCUUCGAAUUUUAAUGGCAGAUGGCAGCAGCCACAUUUAUUUUUGUCAAUUACUACAGACAAUCAUAUAUUUAUCACAUCUUAAUGUACAAAGCAAAUGAAAUUUCAAUAUACACGGAUUAGUAUAACCUUUUUUCACAUUUACCAAAUGAAAUGUGGUUAUUGAAUUAUGGAAUUAUCACCAAGUGAACAAAUGUAUCUAUUUUUAUAAAAGAGAAGCAAUUUCUGUUAUUUAACGGCUCGGCCGUUGUUGAAGAUGAACGUUAGAAAUGGAAUGUUUUAUGAUAGAGUUGACAUAUGUUGUUAAUUUCUUGUUGAUGUUGUGUUUUGAGAUGAAUGGUCUUCAUUUUCUGUGAGAAAUGUAAAUUUAAUUGUUAUAUAUGCCGAAGGACAAGAAUUCUAAACAUUUUACGAGAUGGCCGUCUCCUGGGGUGUAGUGCCAUGUCUGGUGGAAGUUUGCCGACGUUUCAAAGGCAACGUACAACCCAGGAGAAGGCCAUUCUCAUAUGCCGUGAGAACCUCAAAUCCUACUCCAGAAUGUUUUUUGUCUUUCGUGUUGUUGUUUGCGUGAUUUCUUUGUACUGGCACGUACGAUCCUUUUGACAUAAAAAUGAACAUAAAAUUA
Molecule: messenger RNA, 2990 nt
Organism: Zootermopsis nevadensis
Lineage: Eukaryota; Metazoa; Arthropoda; Insecta; Blattodea; Termopsidae
Product: kelch-like protein 26
Molecular function (GO): protein binding
Source: RefSeq, a predicted model, not a curated record